Molecule: messenger RNA, 1071 nt
Organism: Cercospora beticola
Lineage: Eukaryota; Fungi; Ascomycota; Dothideomycetes; Mycosphaerellales; Mycosphaerellaceae
Source: RefSeq, a predicted model, not a curated record
AUGCCUCACAACAUUCUCCUCACGGGAGCCUCUGGUUAUCUAGGUGGCUCACUUCUGAACUCUUGGCAAGAAACAAACUUCCCAUAUCGCGGCAAUAUCUAUGCUCUCGUUCGAAACGAGGCACAAGGCGAGAAGGUUACACAAUAUGGCGCGAAGCGGCUCUCCUUCUCUCUGGAGGACGAUCAAGCCGUAAUCGAUGCAAUCGUCAAGCACGAAAUAUCUGUCGUUUACUUCCUCGUGGGUGCGUACUAUUUUCAGAGCCAGAAGUCCAUCCUCAAAGCUCUAGAAACGGUCCACAAAGCUACUGGAAAGAUCACGCAUUUCCUCUACACCACCGGAACGAAGAUGUUCGCAGACGUUGCAGGUUGUCCAACCGACAGACCUAUAUAUGACACCGAUCCUGAUUUGUAUGACAUACAAAAACGUCAAGAAUCUUCCAACGAAGAGCUUAGCACGGCUGUAAAAACCAAUUGUGCGGUCGUGGACGAGGGCGAGAAGCGUGGUGUCAGAGUAUACCUCUUCUCCCCAUGUGUAGUUUAUGGGAAAGGCACGGGAUUCGGAAAUCGCAUUUCUAUCCAAACUGUGGAUAUAGUUAUGGCAUUCAAGGCGUGUGGAUACGCUUACAAUGUGGCGGACGAUCAAGCGAUCUGGCCUGUUUGUCAUAUUUCUGACACAGUGUCCCUAUAUUCGCAUAUUCUGACCAAGAUACUCAACGGAGAGGAUCCUCCACAUGGAAAGAAUGGCUAUUAUCUGGCCUCUACUGGACCAGUUGCCUGGGAGAAAAUUUAUGCCGCCAUUGCCUCCGCUCUCUUUGCGAAGGGUGUCAUCGCUGAUGAAAAGCUGCGCCCCAUCGAUCAAGGAGCCAUUGAUCGCAUAGUCACCGCACUUGGUGUAGACAACAAAUCUUCCGCAUUGAGUAAGAUUUCCGGCAACUGUACCUACACGCCUCGUCGUGGUGAGACGACCGGAUGGAAGCCGAAAUUUGCCCCAGCGCAUAUUCUCGAAAGCAUGGACGAGGAAGUCGAGCACAUUCUUGAGAACUUGAGCGAUAACGUGAGAGGCAUUCGAUAG